Dicentrarchus labrax (European seabass) is the source of this 2000-nucleotide messenger RNA. Its product is annotated as macrophage mannose receptor 1-like. The transcript has 7 exons. The coding region runs from base 37 to 993 and encodes 318 amino acids. The record is from RefSeq and is a predicted model, not a curated record. NCBI's taxonomy places the organism in Eukaryota, Metazoa, Chordata, Actinopteri, Moronidae.
CUGAAGACAUUCCCAGGAACGCCUGUUGAAGUCAGCAUGGAUGAGACAGUGUUUGUGAUUCUCCUGCUUACAGUUGGACAACUAAUCCACUUCCCAGGUUUCUGCAUUCACUCCGCUUCCUUUCCAAACAUCUACUACUUUUUCGGAGAGAAUAAGACUUGGGAGGAAGCAGUAGCUUACUGCAACUCCGAGUACACUGGACUGGCCCAAAUCCCAGACCAAGAAAAUGCAAUCGCAAUGAUGAACACUCCAACUUGGGGAUACACAGACAAGGCCUGGAUAGGACUGUACAAGGAGCCUUCUGAAUGGACCUGGGAGAACGGACUACCAUUCACAUAUUCCAACUGGGGACCUCAUCAGCCAGACAACUUUAAUGCCACUGAGUUCUGUGUAUCCAUGGCUGAUGAUGGACUCUGGGCAGAUUACAGCUGCUCAGAAAUGAAAUAUGCUAUAUGUGAUCGUGGAAACUUUUACAUUCCUCCCGCACAAAUGACUUGGAAUGAGGCCAGAUACUACUGUGACAGAUAUAGCCUUCUGGCCGCUGUCCCUGAUGAAACCACAAAUUCUGGAAUGCAACAAAUCAUGAAUUCAAAGGGAGUAAAAGACGCAUGGAUCGGCCUCUACAGAAAUAACUACUGGUACUUGUCAGACAACGGAGAAUACGCUUCAUUUUUCAAAUGGCAACCUGAACAACCUGACAAACCAUACGUGGAAGAAAGUUGUGCGGCUGUAGUGGUCAAAGAUGGAACCUGGACUGAUGAGCAGUGCAGUGCAACAUACCCUUUCUUCUGCUAUAGAAUCUACAACUCACACAAAAUAGUGGUGAGGAUGAAGUUCAAGUCAAAGGCAAAACUUGAUGAUCCAGCCUACAGUGUGGAGCUAAAGCGACAGUUGGGUGCAGCAUUUGUUAAUCUGGGAAUGCCGAACAUCAAACUGACCUGGACGAAAACUGCUGUGAAGCAGACAGAAGAGGGCAUUAAAGAUACUUGUUGACCCUGGGAGAACAACUCCCAGAAUGAUACACCACAACGUUGUUGAUACAAAGAAAGUUUACUGUUACUGUGUAAGUUACUCUGGAAACAAAGUAAUUGCUAAUGUUUGACCAGAUUUAAGAAAAGCUCAGCCUCUGUAUGCACAUUUUCUUUGUGGUGACAGUGUUGCAUUUGCAGUGUAAAGAUGCAACUUUUCUGCUUUCAGUUUUGAAUGAAUUUCCAUUAGAUGUUAACGUGUUUGACACUUCCUGUGUGUUUGUCUUAGAGGUAAUGUUGAGUGAUACAGUGAGUUAGAACUAAUAUAUAAACUAUAAAAUAAAUAUGUAUUAUUUUAAAUUGAAUCUGAUAAGACCUAAAAUUGUUUUCAUCAUUCUUUUUUUCCACCACUGUUAUUGUACAUUCUCAUAAUGCUUUAUUUGGAUUUAUAAAUAAUGAGACAGUCACAUCCACUGAGUAUAAAUUGAGUCUGGUAAUAAAAAAUGAAAAUGUUUAAAAGUUAAGCAAGAACUCAGUGGGUCUUAGGAUUUUUUAAUUCCUGUUUUUAUUGUCUACUUAAAUAUCAAUUAAGGAAGUGCUUUAUUUGUAGGUCAUCCAAUAUAUAUUCUGUCUUGACUUGUGGUGUUUUUGCUUAAGUGAAUAUAAAAUAAUGAAACGUGUGUGUUUUACUGCGGUGAAGAAUUGUUACUGUUGCUCUUCUGGUGUUGUAACAUUUUAAAAAAAGGUAACAAAUUACACUUUAUAAUGUGAGAAAAGCAGGGUAGAGAUUUCAAAAGUGCUGCGCGUCUCAUUUUUAGCAUCAAAAGCUCAUGAUUGUGUUCACUUUGAGAAGUUAGUGUGACAAUCAUGAACAGACAUAAGAAAGCAGUCAGCAUUAUGGUAACUGACUGACUACAUCAUUGUUGAGACUUUUAGCAAAAAAAAAGAAGCAAGUUGGUCAGAUGUGUUCAAUUAAAAUGGGAACGAGUGAUUUAAGUUUCUUAAAUGCUCAGAUAUGUUAGUUAUGUCCAU